AUGGUGGGCUCUCCCCUCAUGGAGGAGGAGGACAUGUACCUGGACCUUUUCCUGGACCCCUAUACCGUUCAGGAUGACUUUCCUCAAGCUAUGUCUCAGCUGUUCAGUCCAAGAUCGCCUUUGGAUGUGCACCCACUCAAUCUGUCCAAUCCAGAAACUAUGUUUAAUUCCCAUCUUGGUGGAGUAAAAGAAACACCCAGUGACUUUUCAUCUGUGGAUCUAAGCUUCCUUCCAGAUGAGCUUACUCAUGACAGCAAAGACCAGGAUGUCACUGGAAACAAGCAUGGACCAGAGCAAAGUCAGUUGCAGUUGCCUGGUGGGGAGGAUAGUGGGCUAACCUUGAACAGUGGCAGUUCACCAGAAUCCCAUGCCCAUUUUUGCCCUGAUGGUGCUGCCUCCAACCAGCCCUUCCCAGAAAAACCAAACUCCGUUGCCUUAUCUGUGGCAUCUAUAUUGUCCAUGACACCAAUGAACCCUGUUUCUGAAAGCUCUGGAAUUGUGCCUCAAUUGCAGAAUAUAGUUGCCACUGCAAACCUGGCUUGUAAGUUGGAUCUGAGGAAAAUAGCUCUGAAUGCAAAAAACACGGAAUAUAACCCUAAGAGGUUUGCUGCAGUCAUAAUGAGGAUCCGAGAGCCACGGACGACAGCCCUCUUAUUUAGCUCUGGGAAGGUGGUCUGCACAGGAGCUAAAAGUGAAGAGGAGUCUCGACUGGCAGCUAGAAAGUAUGCUCGAGUGGUGCAGAAGCUCGGGUUCCCUGUCAAAUUCUUCAAUUUUAAAAUUCAGAACAUGGUAGGAAGCUGUGAUGUGAAGUUUCCCAUCAGACUGGAGACUUUGGCACUAACCCACCGGCAGUUUAGUAGUUAUGAACCUGAGCUGUUUCCUGGCCUUAUUUAUAAGAUGGUGAGACCACAGGUGGUGUUGCUCAUCUUUGCAUCCGGAAAAGUGGUGUUGACAGGUGCCAAAGAGCGUUCUGAGAUCUACGAAGCAUUUGAAAACAUGUAUCCUAUUCUAGAAAGUUAUAAGAAAACCUGA
Messenger RNA from Phodopus roborovskii (desert hamster), 1032 nucleotides. RefSeq names its product TATA-box binding protein like 2 (gene Tbpl2). Lineage: Eukaryota; Metazoa; Chordata; Mammalia; Rodentia; Cricetidae. The record is from RefSeq and is a predicted model, not a curated record. The transcript is spliced from 7 exons. Gene Ontology annotation, molecular function: RNA polymerase II general transcription initiation factor activity; DNA binding. Gene Ontology annotation, biological process: DNA-templated transcription initiation. Bases 1 to 1032 code for a protein of 343 amino acids.